This is a messenger RNA of Neomonachus schauinslandi (Hawaiian monk seal), 3728 nucleotides long. RefSeq names its product DDHD domain containing 1 (gene DDHD1). Gene Ontology annotation, molecular function: metal ion binding; glycerophospholipase activity. The record is from RefSeq and is a predicted model, not a curated record. The coding region runs from base 105 to 2798 and encodes 897 amino acids. Gene Ontology annotation, cellular component: cytoplasm. The transcript is spliced from 13 exons. NCBI's taxonomy places the organism in Eukaryota, Metazoa, Chordata, Mammalia, Carnivora, Phocidae.
AUUAAAAACUACCGGUGGAGAGGGCGACGGCGUUGAGUGUGCGGCGGAAGCGCUGGGGGCCGCGGCUCGGCGCAGGGCCGGGCAGCCGGCGGCGUCUCCACACCAUGAAUUACCCGGGCCGCGGGUCCCCGCGGAGCCCUGAACAUAACGGCCGUGGCGGCGGCGGCGCAGCCUGGGAGCUGGGCUCGGAUGCGGAGCCGGCCUUCGGCAGCGGCGUCUGCUGCUUCGACCACCUGCCCAGCGGGGACCUGGGCGACGGCGAGGUGCCCCUGGCCCUGCUGCGCGGGGAGCCCGGGCUGCACUUGGCGCCGGGCGCGGAGGACCACAACCACCACCUGGCGCUGGACUCCUGCCUCAGUGACGAGAACUACGACUUCAGCUCCGCGGAGUCGGGCUCCUCGCUGCGUUACUACAGCGAGGGCGAGAGCGUCGGCGGCGGCAGCUCCUCAUCGCUGCACCCGCCGCCGCAGCCGCCGCUGGUCCCGUCGAGCGCGGGGGGCAGCGGGGCGGCGGGAGGAGGGCUCGGGGAGAGGAAGCGCACCCGGCCUGGCGGAACGGCCGCCAGGCACCGCUACGAGGUGGUGACGGAGCUGGGCCCCGAGGAGGUUCGCUGGUUCUACAAGGAGGACAAGAAGACUUGGAAGCCCUUCAUCGGCUAUGACUCGCUCCGCAUUGAGCUCGCCUUCCGAACGCUGCUGCAGGCCACGGGUGGCCGACCCCGGGCCGAGAACCCGGACGGCGACCGUGUGUGCGGCCGGGCCUCCAGCUCUGGGGAGGACGAGGACGAGGACCGCGUCUGCGGCUUCUGCCCGCGCGCUGCGGGGCACGAGCCCGAGAUGGAGGAGCUGGUGAACAUCGAGCGGGUGUGUGUGCGGGGCGGCCUCUACGAGGUGGAUGUGACCCAAGGAGAGUGCUACCCGGUGUACUGGAACCAGGCAGAUAAAAUACUAGUAAUGCGUGGACAGUGGUUUAUUGAUGGUACUUGGCAGCCUUUAGAAGAAGAAGAAAGUAAUUUAAUUGAGCAAGAACAUCUCAGCUGUUUUAGAGGUCAGCAGAUGCAGGAAAAUUUUGAUAUUGAAGUGUCAAAAUCCAUAGAUGGAAAAGAUGCUAUUCAUAGUUUCAAGUUGAGUCGAAAUCACGUGGACUGGCACAGUAUGGAUGAAGUAUAUCUCUAUAGUGAUGCAACAACAUCUAAAAUUGCAAGGACAGUAACCCAAAAACUGGGAUUUUCUAAAGCAUCAAGUAGUGGGACCAGACUUCAUAGAGGUUAUGUAGAAGAAGCCACAUUAGAAGACAAGCCAUCACAGACUACCCAUAUUGUAUUUGUCGUGCAUGGCAUUGGGCAGAAAAUGGACCAAGGAAGAAUUAUCAAAAAUACAGCCAUGAUGAGAGAAGCUGCAAGAAAAAUAGAAGAAAGGCAUUUUUCCAACCACGCAACACAUGUUGAAUUUCUGCCUGUUGAGUGGCGGUCAAAACUUACUCUUGAUGGAGACACUGUCGAUUCCAUUACUCCUGACAAAGUACGAGGUUUAAGGGAUAUGCUGAACAGCAGUGCAAUGGACAUAAUGUAUUAUACUAGCCCACUUUAUAGAGAUGAACUAGUUAAAGGCCUUCAGCAAGAGCUGAAUCGAUUAUAUUCCCUUUUCUGUUCUCGGAAUCCAGACUUUGAAGAAAAAGGGGGUAAAGUCUCAAUAGUGUCACAUUCUUUGGGAUGUGUAAUCACUUAUGACAUAAUGACUGGCUGGAAUCCAGUUCGACUCUAUGAACAGUUGCUGCAGAAGGAAGAAGAGUUGCCUGAUGAACGAUGGAUGAGCUAUGAAGAACGACAUCUGCUGGAUGAACUCUAUAUAACAAAGCGACGGCUGAGAGAAAUAGAAGAACGGCUACAUGGAUUGAAGGCAUCAUCCAUGACACAAACACCUGCCUUAAAAUUUAAGGUUGAGAAUUUCUUCUGCAUGGGAUCCCCACUAGCAGUUUUCUUGGCAUUGCGUGGCAUCCGCCCAGGAAACACUGGAAGUCAAGACCAUAUUUUGCCCAGAGAAAUUUGUAACCGGUUACUAAAUAUUUUUCAUCCAACAGAUCCAGUGGCUUAUAGAUUAGAACCGUUAAUACUGAAACACUACAGCAACAUUUCACCUGUCCAGAUCCACUGGUAUAAUACUUCCAAUCCUCUACCUUAUGAGUACAUGAAGCCAAGCUUUCUCCAUCCAGCAAAAGAACCUACCUCAAUUUCAGAGAAUGAAGGCAUUUCAACAAUACCAAGCCCUGUGACCUCACCAGUCUUGUCCCGCCGACACUAUGGGGAAUCUAUAACAAAUAUAGGCAAAGCAAGUAUAUUAGGGGCCGCUAGCAUUGGAAAGGGCCUUGGAGGAAUGUUGUUCUCAAGAUUUGGACGUUCAUCUACAUCACAGUCGUCUGAGGCAUCAAAAGACUCAGUAGAAGACGAGAAGAAGCCAGUUGCCUCGCUUCCCACGACCACUGUUGCAACACAGAUCCUUCCACACAGCAGUUCUGGCUUUCUGGAUUCUGCAUAUUUCAGACUUCAGGAAUCGUUCUUUAAUCUCCCACAACUUCUUUUUCCGGAAAAUGUAAUGCAGAAUAAAGAUAAUACCCUCGUGGAAUUGGAUCACAGAAUUGAUUUUGAACUCAGAGAAGGACUUGUGGAAAGCCGCUACUGGUCAGCUGUUACGUCGCAUACUGCCUAUUGGUCUUCCUUGGAUGUUGCCCUCUUUCUUUUAACCUUCAUGUACAAACAUGAGCACGACAAUAAUGCAAAACCCAAUUUAGAUCCAAUCUGAACUCUUGAAGGACAUUAAUGGCCCAAAACGGAUUUCUUUCUGUUAAAAUAUGUGUGUCAAGAUAUGGAGAUUUCAGGUUUACGUGUGUUUCAGUUUUGUUUAGGGCAAGAAACAUUUAAAUUUAAAAGCACUUUAUUUAAAAAAACAAAAAUAUUUUUUCAGUCUGAAAGAAAUUAUUUACAGUUUUCAUCAUUUUAAUUAUGAAUCUGACAGAACCCCCUGCAGAAAAUCAAGCACGACCUGGAAUUGAGUUUGGGUUAUAAAUCACAAUCUAAUUUCUCCAAAUAUAAAGGCAUAUUAAUAAGUUGAAUCUAAUGUAUUAACCAAAAUAUGUUGUAAAUCUAAAAUGGCCAAGGUCCAGUGUAGUCUAUGUAAAGAUCACUGGUGGUAUCACUGUUGUAGAUUCCUAUGAAAGCUUCUAUUUCCAUAGUUCUUUGAAACAAGAGGAUGACAGAUUUCAAGUGUUUUGAAUUUAACUUGCUUAGAAAAAUUAAUGCUAAAAAAGAAACAAUGUUUGAACUACUGUAUUUAUAAUUUAUUACCUCUAACGGCUUUAUUUCAAUAUAUGAAACAUGACAUUUUUAAAAUGUUUCCUUUGAACAAUUUCAGAACCACCUUUGUUUUCUAUAGCAUUAAGACCCUUUUUUCCUCAAAACUCCAUCUUUAUACUCUUCAGAGGAAUAUAUAGACACUGUGGCAUACUUUCUGUAUUUUUUUCAUUAAAAACUUGUGGUUUCACAUAAUUAACACUAGUUAUUUUGAAAAAAAUGAACUUUUUAUUAUGUCACAUGUACCUCAGAGAAAGCUAAAGUUUUCUAAAUUUGACACAAAGUACUCCAUCGUGGCUACAUUUCAUUAACUUUAUUGGACAACUAGUAAACAACUUUGGAGUAGUGAGUACUUCGACUGUUUUAAAUAUAUAAACAUCGG